AUGCGUAUCUUCAUGGCUACAGCUACGCACAUCGUUGCCGCUUUCCCAGACUGGUGCCAUGGGCAGGUCGCAGACGAUGGAUCUGAGGACAAAGCCUGGGAUCCAGGAGACAAGGUUCGGUACUGGAGCACUACAGUGAAAGACUGGAUUGCCGCUAAGGUGCAGAAGAGAAACAAAGAUGGCACGUACGACCUGAAUUGCAAGAAGAACGUAAAAGCGGACCGCAUCGUGCACGCGACCGGCAAGGCCGGCGCCGACAAGGCUGCGAAGAAGCGGUCACCGUCCCCGUCGGAGGCUUCGCAGCGAAAGAGUUCGAAGCGCCGAAAGGAGGGCAAGGGCCGACGUUCCCCGAAGAAGCAGGUCAGCGAGGACGAGUCCUCCGGCAACCGCCGGAAAAAGGGCGCCAAGCGGGACGGCAAGAAGUCCGACCUGAAGGCGUCGCGGACCAAGUCAGUGGUCAAAGAGAAGAAGGAGAAGAAGGAGAACAACGACGUCAAGAAGGACGCCAAGAAGGACCGCCGCGACAAGCGGAAGAAGUCGGAGGGCGGCGACGGGCAGAAGAAGUCGGAGGGCGCGGAGAAGGGGCAGAGGUCGGAGGAGGCGGACGAGGCCGAGGGGGAAAAGGGUGCAGGAGGACGCGGAGGAGCCCGGGAAGAGCGGGCCGAGCAGCAGAAGGGCCCCGUCUGCGCGGACGGAGACGGCGCCGACAGCCCGCGCGGAGACGACGGCCACAAGGCCGCGGCGGAGGGCGCGGCCGCCGGGGCGGCGGGCGAGCGGGGCGCGCCGCCUGCGGCGGCCCAGGCGCCGGCGGAGGCGGAGGAGCCAGUCACGCCUGCGCCUCCGCAGGGCGCCGCGGCUGGCGGCGGCGCGGAGCGGCCCGCGGAAGCCGAGCCGCCCCAGGAGGAGGCACAGGCUGCCGCCGCGGCAGCGGAGGCCGCCCCGCGGCCCGCGGCGCCGGCCGUUGAGGAGCUGAGCGACGGGGGCGAGGCGGCGGCGGAGGCUUCCGCCAGCGACGCGGAGAUGGUCGUCCCGACCCCGGGGAGGGCGCGGAGGCUGGCCCUCGGCAGCGGGGUGCUCGUCGGCAGCGUGGGCGAGGGAGCGGCAGGGAAGUCCCGGGAGCAAACGGCAGGCGCCCCGGGCGGCAGCGGGGGGCGGGCCUGGUCGGAGCACAGUGCUGGACAGGGCCAGGACCUCGGCAGGGUAUGGGGGGGGCGCGAGCGCAAGCAGACGAUGUGCCACGCGAAGCGUGCGGCUCUCCGCUUCCGGGCGACAGACCUGCUGCGGGAGCAACCCAGGCUGCGUCGUCAUCGAGACGUUCCUCUGCAGCCCUCGUGGACGGCCUGCCAUCGUGGACUCUUGCAGGAGUUCCUUGUUCGGCGGGUGCGCGCGUUGCAUGCGCGGCCGACGAUUUGUCAGGUCGAGGAGGGCAAGAAGACUGUCAUCGUUGCGUUCGAGGGCAACGAGUCGGUCUGGAAGAGCGUGCCGUUCUCCAUGCUUGGCCGGAAGGACUGCCCGCUGCAGCCGGGCCCGGACGGCGCGGGGGACGCCCCAAAGGCCGCCGACAAGAAGGGCGGCGGCACGGGCGGCGGUGCGGCCCGCAGGCCGAACCGGGAGCGCUCCAGGUCCAAGACGCCCGACUGGCAAGACUUGGAGAAGCAGAGGCGGCAAAGGGAGAUGGAGGAGGCCAUGAAGCAGCAGGAGGAGGAGCAGAAGAGGCCCGUGUGGGGCAAGAAGGAGCUGCAGGAGCAGGAGCGCAUCAUGGAGGAGAAGCGGCGAAAGGAGCUAAUGGAGCUGGAGAAGCGGAAGGUGCAGGAGGCGUUCGAGCGGAGGAAGAAGGAGGCCGAGGAGCAGAAGCUCCGGGAGGAGGAGGCCGCUGCGGGCCGGAUUUGUUCCAUGCAUGAGUUCACUUCGGUGCUAACGAUGUCGCUCAGCGGUUUCUUCUCUUGA
Molecule: messenger RNA, 1947 nt
Organism: Prorocentrum cordatum
Lineage: Eukaryota; Dinophyceae; Prorocentrales; Prorocentraceae
Source: the annotation of a GenBank genome assembly